Messenger RNA from Musa acuminata AAA Group (dessert banana), 336 nucleotides. RefSeq lists its product as uncharacterized. The transcript has a single exon. Bases 1 to 165 code for a protein of 54 amino acids. Lineage: Eukaryota; Viridiplantae; Streptophyta; Magnoliopsida; Zingiberales; Musaceae. The record is from RefSeq and is a predicted model, not a curated record.
AUGGAGGGGCGGAACCUGAGCGGGUUCUUGAUCGGAUGCCUGGGGACGGCACUGACGCUGGGCGCCUACUCACAGACGCUCGUCUCCUCCACGCAGUGCAUCGCCAUCGGCCUCCUCAUCCUCAUGUUCGGCCUCUUCGUCAAAGAAGGUUUCCUCUCCCUCUGAAACCGCUCAACUCCUUUCAGUCUCGUGAGGAAGACAUGAGCUGACUCCAAGUUAUACUCCUCUGCUGCUUCUUAUCACACGUAGCACUAUGUUUGACCUUUUGAUCUGUAAUAAUAACUUGAAGCAGAACGAUACCAAGUAGAAUGAAAGAAAGGGAGUCCCAUUUUCUUC